AUGAGAGGAGCAUGGCGAGGCCAGGCCAGGGGAGCGAUGGUGGGAGACACUGAUGAGGCGGUCAGUGGAGGCCAUAGGGGAGCAGCAGAGGCUUUGAGUGGCUCAGAGGAAUUGGGAUGGAAAUGGGACGGAACAACAAGAAGAACUAGAGGAGGAGCAGGAACAGGAGAAAAAGAUGGGAACUCCCAUCAUUCCAAGCUGAGAAAUAAGCUGUGUGAGGCUCUGGAGGUUGUGCUAUGA
Messenger RNA from Thlaspi arvense, 240 nucleotides. Lineage: Eukaryota; Viridiplantae; Streptophyta; Magnoliopsida; Brassicales; Brassicaceae. The record is from the annotation of a GenBank genome assembly.